AUGGCUGUACUACCCACACGUAAUCGUGGCAAAUCUGCCAGGGAUGUCUUAACCAAGGGCUAUGGAUUUGGCUUAAUAAAGCUUGAUUUGAAAACAAAGUCCCAAGUGACCCAGAGAAACAUUGCAGUUGGCUACAAGACUGAUGAAUUCCAGCUUCAUACUAAAGCGAAUGAUGGGACAGAGUUUGGCAGCUCCAUUUGCCAGGAGGUGAACAAGAAGUUGGAGACUGCUGUCAAUCUUGCCUGGGCAACAGGAAACAGUAACACUAGCUUGGGAAUAGCAGCCAAGUAUCAGAUCGACGGUAACAUCCACUUCUCUUCUUUAGAGUUGUUUUUUAAAGUGAACAACUCUAGCCUGAGAGGUUUAGGAUACACUCAGACCCUAAAGCCAGGUAUCAGACUGACAUUGUCAGCUCUCCUGGAUGGCAAGAAUGUCAAUGCUAGUGGCCACAAGCUUGGUAUAGAACUGUACAAUUGUUUAAUUUUCAACUAUUUUGCAGCAUAG
Messenger RNA from Sapajus apella (tufted capuchin), 504 nucleotides. RefSeq names its product voltage-dependent anion-selective channel protein 2-like. Gene Ontology annotation, cellular component: mitochondrial outer membrane. The record is from RefSeq and is a predicted model, not a curated record. Gene Ontology annotation, biological process: monoatomic anion transmembrane transport. Gene Ontology annotation, molecular function: voltage-gated monoatomic anion channel activity. Lineage: Eukaryota; Metazoa; Chordata; Mammalia; Primates; Cebidae.